AAUAAAAAAUCUCUUUUUUUUUUGAUUAAAUUAUUUAUUAAAUCAUUAUAAAUAUUAGAAAUGGAAGAUAAUGGAUCAAAAAAGAAUAGUUUUACUGAAGAUAGUGCUUUCAUGUUUGUUCCAUUUGCAAAAUUUCUUCCUUUAAUUAAUGAAAUUGGAAAUUUUUUUAACGAAAUCAUCGAAUUAGUAGAAGCUGCUGAACACAAUAAACGAACUUGUGAAAUAUUAAAAAAUCGAGUUCGUGUUGCACAAUUAGCCGUACGAGAUCUUAGAGAUAAAAGAAAAGACAGAGAGGAUUUUUUUAAUAAAAUAAAUUAUAUACGUUUACAAGAAUUAUCUACUAUUAUAACGCAAAUUAAAAAAUUUAUAUCAGAAAUCUCUCUAAUGAAAACUUUGAUAAAAUACCUUAAAGAGAAAAGUGUUGAGAAAAUUUUUAAAGAAUUAUGUAUGGAAUUCGACAGUUGUAUUAACUUAUUGUCUUUUUCUAUUAACGUUGAAAUUGCUGAUGAACUUGAACAAUUAAAAUCCGAUCAAGAUGAUUUAUUUAAAGUAAGAUUAUAA
Messenger RNA from Rhizophagus irregularis DAOM 181602=DAOM 197198, 561 nucleotides. Lineage: Eukaryota; Fungi; Glomeromycota; Glomeromycetes; Glomerales; Glomeraceae. The record is from RefSeq and is a predicted model, not a curated record.